Molecule: messenger RNA, 3220 nt
Organism: Magallana angulata
Lineage: Eukaryota; Metazoa; Mollusca; Bivalvia; Ostreida; Ostreidae
Exons: 2
Coding region: 355-2139 (594 amino acids)
Molecular function (GO): zinc ion binding
Source: RefSeq, a predicted model, not a curated record
UCAUUAUAACUUAAAGGAUAAAUAAAAUAUCACUAAAUAACUAGAUUUCAUGUUUAUUACAAAGUGGUAACUAAGGUGGCCAUCUUGAAAUCGAUGUUUAGCAUAAAAUAUUUAGGCUACUAUAUAGCGGCUAGGCUAGCUUUCCGUUCAACUACGUAGCCCUACGUAGCAGCUACGAUCUUGAACGCAGUCCUGUGCUUAUAAUAUGGCUAAAAUUGUCAGUCCUUUCAAUUUCAGGUGACGGGCUUGCUUCAUCAUUACCUCCCUUGAAUCCGCCACUGUUGUCUACACCUCAAAAUAAACGAACUCGUAGUCUCGCUGACUGAACCUAGUCGAUUCAUAUAUAUCUUUCAGAUGGCAUUAUCCAAUCCAGUAGUUCUGGAUACUGUCCAAAAUGAACCAGUCAUUGGUCAGCACUAUCUGGAGUGUUGCACUGAAGACUGUGGGAAGAACUGUCAAUUUUACUGCAAUCCAUGUCACCGACCAUUGUGUGAAAAAUGCAGAGAUGAACAUCAGAAUAGUCCCGCAACCAAGAACCACGAAGUGGUCUCUUAUCGACAACGCAAAAGACAACUUCCUGUGGAGAAAUGUAAGGAUCACCCAAGCAAGGAUAUAGACAUCAUUUGUGAGGACUGUCAGGUUCCACUGUGUUCCAAAUGCGCAAUGCAAGACCAUCGAAAACAUGCACUGAACGAUUUGGAGACAAUUUACUCAGAGGGAUUCACUCUUUGCUUAAAUGAAAUCUAUAAAAUUCAUCAGUAUUUUCUCCCAACUUCACAAGAUAUACAAAAAGACGUAAUGAAAGAAACCACAGAUAUAAAAACAACCAUAAAUAGAAUACGAACAUCCAUGAAGGCUGAAGCUGAAAUUCUUAAAAGUCUGGUAGACACAGUCACUUCAGAUAGUAUAGAGCAAAUCAACAAAAUGGAAGAGGCACUUACAGAAGAGCUUCAGAGCCAACACAACACAUACAAAGAUUACAUUUCUUAUCUUAAAGACCUUGUCACAGAGUUCCAUGGCUACCUGUCCUCUAUUAAGCUUCAAAACAAUCCACUCAUUUUCUCGCUUGUUGACCGCCUUAAUAUCCAACCCAUACCAGAGACCACCAAACCAGUCCCUCCAGUGUUUACUGCUGGUCAAUACAGCAAGAAAGAUGUCUCCAAACUAUUGGGUAGAGUAACUGCUCCUGACAUUAAGCCAGAGAACAGAGAAAUAAAACCCAUGGAGAUGGCCUCUACACAGUUAAAACCAACAGAGAAACAGAAGAAACAAGACAGAGAGAAAUCUGACAUGAAACAAACACUGUCUCUGUCUUCCUCUUUCACCGAGGUCAGAGAGUACACAGUACCAGGUCUUUCUGAUGUGAAUCAUAUGUCUUUUGGUAAACCAGGCAGACUCUGGGGCAGUGAUCAUCAUGGUAGACUUGUACAAUUUGAUCUACAGGGGAAUCGUAUUCAAAUGAUGCAAACCGGUGGUGGAUCUGAAGGCUACCACACAGUCACACAGAAUGGGGACCUGAUCUAUACAGACAAGAAGAAAAAAGUCAUCAAUAGGAAAACACUGGAUAAAGCAACUACUAAUUUCAUCAAAACAGGAGACUGGGAACCUAUCAGUAUACACUCCUCCCACAUUAACGGGGACAUACUGGUGGGGAUGAUAAAGAACAAAAAGGCUAAAGUCACCAGGUACAACAAAACAGGAGAAGAAAUACAGAACAUACAGAGGGACAACAAAGGACAGGAGAUGUAUGAGUAUCCACAUUACAUCACAGAAAACAUCAAUGGCGAUAUUUGUACAUCAGACCUUAACAAACGAGCUGUAGUGGUCGUGAAUAAAUCAGGUCAAUACAGGUUCUCCUACAUAAGUCAGGGGUCACCGUUUUAUCCUUGUGGUAUCUGUACCGAUCUCCUUGGUCACAUCCUUGUGUGCAACUCUCGUUUCUUUGGUUCCCUCAAAGCAGACGACAGAGACGCAGUUCAUCUAUUGGAUCAGGAUGGUCAGUUGUUGUCUCUACUGCUCACACCAAAACAAGGUCAAGGUUUAAAGUUUUUCCAUAGUCUGUGUGUUGAUAAUGAGAACAAUCUCCAUGUGGGACAACAGUACACCACCAGUGUGACAGUGUACAAGUAUCUACAGUGAUCAUUAAUUACAUAUUUUGACUAUUUUGCAGUGUUUAUUACUUUAGUUUUACAUUACUGUCUUUCCAGAUUUAAAUCAUUAUUUGUGUCUUCUAUUUCAUAUAAUAAUUAUAAUUUAGGAAAAUCCUAUUCAAAAUUGUGUAUAUAAAAGAUAUACAUGUAUUCAUUAAUCUUGAAAAAAUGUCCAUUAAUCAGCUUGUUACUUUGUCAGACAAAGAUGCAUAAUUACAGUAGUAAGAAACAUUAUCCUAAAAUUGUACAUAUUCUUUAUUUUUAUACUGUCGUGUUAAAUACUAUUAGUAUAUAUAAAUAGUGCCUGUUUUGGAGGGUAACUGUUGAAAUCGAUACUCCGAGAAAACCAUUGUCAACCGACCCUCCCAAACAGACACUAUUUAUUUUAUUAUACUGAGUGUCUUAAUUUUAAAGAAAAUUUUACUGCUUUUAUAUAGAUAUGAAGUGAAUUUUACAGCGAACUGUACGCGCAUAAUUUUCGCGCAUGUAACAAUUCGUUGUGUUACCCGUUGCCAAGUGUGUUGCUAAUGCUGAGGGUAAUAGAACGAAUUAUUAACUUCAUCUAAACCAAUCAGAUUCCAGUAUUUAACAUGAAAGUAUAAUAAAACAAAUUGUAACAUGCACGAAAAUUAUGCGGUAGAAUUCAAGUCAUUCCUAUAGAAAAGCAGUUACUGUAGAUUUUUUUUUUAAAUUAAGACAUUUAGUAUGAUAAAAUAAAUAGUGCCGGUUUGGGAGGGUAACAAUUGACAACUUCGCGUCAGUUGACAAUGCUGGUUUUCUCGGGGUGUCAAUUUCAACUGUCACCAUCCUAAACAGGCAGUAUUUAUACAUUGCAUUUAGAUUUUUGAUAUAAUCAUAGCAUUGAACGAAUUUAUUUAAAAUGUUAUUUCAAUUCUUGUAAUACCUUGGUAUACUUUUUAUAGUCGAAUUGAUGGAUCGUGCUGGAUCUUAAUGGAUUUUCUGGGCAGUGAUUCUAUAGAACCCAGACCAUUGACACCGGUGAUAGAAUGGACAGUUUGCCUGGUUUAAUAUCUUUUUGUUUGUGUAUAUCUAGAUAAAUUCAUUGCUCA